AUGUCGACCGUUGCAUCCCAACUCAUCCUUCACCCAUUCGUCUCGCAGACGUUGAAGGUGCUCGGAACUACCCUCGGACGUGACAAGAUAUACCGUGCCGUGCAAUACUUCUCGCGUUUCCUGGCAUGGCACCUGCUUUCCCGAGGUUACAAGAUCGAGGCAGCGAGAUGGAAUGCACUCAAGUCCCAUCUGACCCUCGCCAGGAAGUUGAUGCGUAUUGGAAAGCCAUUGGAACACCUCCAAGCCGCACUGCGCGCUGCUCAGAGCCCUGGUGAGGUAGCGGAACAGAUCACCACAAUCUGCCGGCAGCUUGGGUAUUUCGGCUACCUCUCGUAUGAUAUGCUCGUUUGGGCGAAUACUGUGAAGUUUUUCAAUUUCAAGCCCUCCACUGCUCAGAAAGUAAGCAAGAACGCAAACAGGUUCUGGCUUGCAGCAGUUCUCUUCAGCAUCACGCACGGUCUGCUCAAGGCUGGCAGACUAGCGAACGAAGUCGGGAAACUGCGAAGCGCACAGCUUACUGACAAGGGCGGUGAUGCCGACCGUGAACUGAAACUGAACGCUAUCCAGAAGGCGCGCGAGGUAACGCGCCACCAGUUCAUCAUCGACCUCUUCGAUGUCUGGAUCCCCGCGACGAACAUCGGUCUGGUAAAUCUCAACGAUGGUGUUCUUGGCAUCUUCGGUCUCAUUACGUCCUUGCUGGCGCUACAGUCGCAAUGGAUAGCUGUGAACCGUAAGUAG
This is a messenger RNA of Laetiporus sulphureus 93-53, 738 nucleotides long. Its product is annotated as peroxisomal biogenesis factor 11. Gene Ontology annotation, biological process: peroxisome fission; regulation of peroxisome size. The transcript has 7 exons. NCBI's taxonomy places the organism in Eukaryota, Fungi, Basidiomycota, Agaricomycetes, Polyporales, Laetiporaceae. Gene Ontology annotation, cellular component: peroxisomal membrane. The record is from RefSeq and is a predicted model, not a curated record. Bases 1 to 738 code for a protein of 245 amino acids.